Molecule: messenger RNA, 1500 nt
Organism: Gregarina niphandrodes
Lineage: Eukaryota; Apicomplexa; Conoidasida; Eugregarinorida; Gregarinidae
Product: alpha/beta hydrolase family protein
Exons: 1
Coding region: 1-1500 (499 amino acids)
Cellular component (GO): membrane
Molecular function (GO): lipase activity
Source: RefSeq, a predicted model, not a curated record
AUGGGCGAAGCAGCAACGGCCGGUGAAACAGCAAUGGCGAGCCCGACAUCGCUAGCGUACGGGACGCCUGAAAACCGGUCGGCCCGACCUGUGCGUUUGAACUUCGGCGACAUGUUGUCGAACGAGUUGGGUCCUCCUGAGCCCGGUGCUGAGUCGGAGGGUGUGUCGAUGGGUGGUCCGAAUUAUUCGCCUCGAAGCGCGGCGCCGUUGCCGACUUCUCCAUCGCGUUUGAAGGGUCAAAGUGUGUUGGGAGGGAGCAUGUUAGAAGGUCAUGUGCGAAGAUUGUACUGGGCCGAAUCUUGGACGCCAGUAGAUUGGAGUUGUGUGAAAGGGGUGUUAUUGCACGCACACGGGAUCACAGAGAAUGCUCGUACGGGCAUGAUCCGCUCACGUGCGACUGAACAGGUUUUGGGGCCUGGCGAUCAUGCACACACUGGUGCCCUCACCGAGCAACAACAGCUGGAGUUAAAACGGGCCUGUGAAAGCGACGAAGGCUGUGCCCUCGUCUUCCGUAAUUCCUGGGUCGACUUACUCACGCAAGCCGGCUACGUCGUCUACGCCAUCGACAAUCAAGGACACGGCUACAGUCAAGGCUGGCGAGGUGACCGCUGCAACGUUGAACGACUUUCACACAUGGAAGAAGACAUACUCCAACUCAUUAGAAGUCUCCUUGCAUCGGGAGAAGUACCUGAGCAAGUGCCCUUUUUUGUCUCCGGACUCUCCCUCGGUGGAUUAAUUACUGCCCGCGCAUUGGAGAUCGGUUUCGAACGUAAGCUACUUACCACCCGCAAAGCCGCUUACAAUCAGUCUGACUCGAAGCUGGGGGACGCCGUUUCGGGUGCCCUUCCGGGUACCGUUCCGGGUACCGUUCCGGGUACCGUUCCGGGUACCGUUCCGGGUACCGUUCCGGGUACCGUUCCAGGUACCGUUCCGGGUGCCAUCAAGGUCCCGGGUUCGAAACCAAUCGUGCCCAUGAUUGACGGGUGGGUACUAUUAUGCCCAGCCAUAAGCGGCGAACGCCUCAAGAAGAAGUUCCCUAACCAAAUUUUACUACCCGUGAUGCAUGUGAUCUCUGCAGCCACUCCUUCUCUACGUGCAGCAUCACUUCAAAAUGUGACACCAUACCCCUUCAUUUCGGAACUCAUCGUUCGUGAUCCCCUGGUAUUUGAUUCUAAGCUACCCAUUAGAAUUUCCGCAGAAUCAGUCAUUGAGAUGGAUAGAGUUCUGCCCUCCGCCCUUUCGCUACCGCCAGAACUCUCCGUCUUCUUGAUCCAGUCCAGAUUCGAUACCAUGACCGACCCCGAGGGAUCCGCACUAUUCAUGGACACCAUUCGAUGCCAGGACAAAACUAGCUUCUGGCUCAACUACUCAUGGCACUGGCUCGGCAAGGAACCAGGCUACGGCUGCACCAUACGUACAGUCAUAGCAUGGCUCGACAAACACUGCAACAGUAGCUAUGACAAUCAAGGCAUUGUUGACGGCCAAGUUGAUGACAAUUGA